CCUUUGUUAUUUGGCUAUUGUGUUAUGGUUUGCAUGUUUUCUUGGUAAUUCUUUUAUCUUUUACUUUUUUUAUGAAAAUUUCCAGAAAUAGAAACCAUAAAUGGGUUUUGUUAAUGCAGAGGGGUAUUGUUGGUCAAGAACGGCACAGAGGCAGGCGUCACGAUUGAGGUCAGCAUAUUUGAAAGCUAUUUUAAGGCAAGAAGUCGCCUAUUUUGAUCUUAAUGUUAAGAGCACAGUUGAUGUUAUCACUAGUGUUUCCGGUGAUAGCCUCAUCAUUCAAGAAGUGAUCAGUGAAAAGGUACCGGCGUUCGUGAUGAAUAUGGCAACUUUUGGUGCAGCAUAUAUUGUUGCAUUUUUGUUGCUAUGGAGGCUAGCAAUUGUUGGGCUACCAUUUAUAAUAAUUUUAGUCAUACCUGGUUUAAUUUAUGGAAGGGUUCUGAUGAACUUAUCAAGAAAGAUAAGGGAGGAGUAUAUUAAGGCUGAUAGAGUGGCACACCAGGCGAUUUCUUCAGUCAGGACAGUUUAUUCAUUUGUGGGUGAAAACAAGACGUUAACAGAAUACUCUGCUGCUCUAGAAAACACUAUAAAGUUGGGGUUAAAGCAGGGGUUGGCUAAAGGACUGACUAUAGGCAGCAACAGUGUGGUUGUUUAUGUUGUUAUGGCUUUUUUGUGUUGGUACGGUGGUAGAUUGGUGAUUUAUCAUGGAGUUAGAGGAGGAACAGCGUAUAAUGUAGGAUCUUGCAUCACCCUUGGUGGAUUAUCGCUGGGUUCUGGAUUGUCACACUUGAAGUAUUUUUACGACGCAAUGGCUGCGAGCGAAUGUAUAAGGGAAGUGAUUGCAAGAGUUCCGGAAAUCGACUCAUACAACAUGAAAGGGGAGAUAUUACAAGAAGUGUUUGGGGAAGUGGAAUUCAAGAAUGUGAAGUUUGCUUACCCGUCAAGGCCGGAAUCGGCUAUACUCACUGAUUUUAGUUUAAAAGUUCCGGCUGGGAGGACGGUGGCGUUGGUGGGUGGGAGUGGGUCGGGUAAAUCGACGGUGAUUACGUUGUUACAGAGGUUUUAUGAUCCUCAAGGGGGAGAGAUUUGUGUGGAUGGGGUGAGGAUUGAUAAGCUUCAACUAAAAUGGUUGAGAUCACAAAUGGGGUUGGUGAGUCAAGAGCCUGCUCUAUUUUCAACCACCAUAAAAGAAAACAUACUUUUUGGUAAGGAGGAUGCCACCAUGGAAGAAGUCAUUGAAGCUGCCAAAGCUUCAGAUGCUCAUAACUUCAUUUCUCGGUUGCCUCAGGCCUAUGACACCCAGGUUGGUGAAGGAGGUGUUCAAAUGUCGGGUGGGCAAAAGCAAAGAAUCGCAAUAGCUCGUUCGAUAAUCAAGUCACCACGUAUCCUUCUGUUGGACGAGGCAACAAGUGCACUUGACUCAAAAUCCGAACGAGUGGUUCAGAAGGCGCUUGAUCGUGCAGCUGUUGGUCGAACCACCAUCAUCAUUGCUCACCGUCUAUCCACAAUUAGAAAUGUAGACGUGAUAUCUGUGGUCCAAAAUGGCCAAGUGGUCGAAUCAGGCUCCCAUGAUGACCUCAUGCAACAGGAAAACGGGUUCUACGCGUCACUUGUUCACCUUCAAGAAGAAAAGCAAAACGUUGAACCACCCGAGCCAUCAUCCAUCUCCUCCACAUUUGAUGUCCAAAACACGAGUAGUGGUCAGCAGCCCAUGGUGAGCCGGUGUAAAUCUACAAACUUGGUCAACCCAGGUGGAGGAGACAGCUUUAACUCGCAAGCCAACCAAAAAUUUGAAGUAACGCCCUUUAAGAGACUUUUAGCAAUGAGUGUUCCUGAAUGGAAGCAAGCACUGUUUGGGAGUUUGGGCGCGAUUCUAGUUGGGUUAAUUCAUCCAUUUUAUUCUCUCAUAAUGGGUUCGAUGAUAUCCGUAUAUUUCUUGGCAGAUCACAACGAGGUCAAGCAAAAAACAACGAUGUAUGCACUGACUUUCUCCGUUUUGGCAGUUUUGUCGAUGGUAUUCAAUAUCAUUCAGCAUUACAAUUUUUCAGCCAUGGGCGAGUUCUUAACGAAGAGGAUCCGAGAAAGAAUGUUGACAAAGAUACUUACCUUUGAAAUCGGGUGGUUUGACAUGGAUGAAAAUUCAAGCGGGUCCAUUUGUUCGAGGCUUGGUACCGAUGCCAAUGUGGUGCGAUCCUUGGUAGGUGAUCGAUGCUCGCUUAUAAUUCAAGCAUUUUCAGCAGUGACGGUUGCAUGUACGAUGGGGUUGGUAAUCGCGUGGAGAUUGGCACUGGUGAUGAUAGCGGUUCAACCUAUUAUAAUCGUGUGCUUCUAUUGCAAAAUAGUUCUGCUAAAGAACAUGUCACAAAUAGCCAUGAAAUCACAAAAUGAAAGCAGCAAGCUAGCAGCUGAAGCGGUAUCCAAUUUGCGCACAAUCACUGCAUUUUCAUCUCAAACACGAAUCCUCAAAAUGCUUGAAGAGACCCAAAAGGGGCCAAUGCGAGAAAGUAUUCGGCAAGCUUGGUAUGCUGGAUUUGGGCUCGGGUUUUCUCAAAGCCUUAUGGCCUGUACUUGGGCUCUAGUUUUUUGGUAUGGUGGGAAGUUGAUUAGUGAUGGUCAUCUUGUGGCUAAAGGGCUUUUCCAGACGUUUUUAAUUUUAGCAAGCACUGGUAGAGUCGUUGCGGAAGCUGGAACCAUGACAAAUGAUCUGGCCAAAGGGUCUGAUGCGUUGCAGUCUGUGUUCACGGUAUUGGACCGCCGCACCUUGAUAGAGCCUGAGGAUUCGGGGGGAAACAAACCCGAGAUCAUUACAGGUCAUGUACAGAUAUGCGAUGUUGAUUUCGCCUACCCUGCGCGUCCUGACAUCAUGAUAUUCAAAGGGUUCUCCAUCGAUAUUGAAGCUAGGAAAUCAACUGCAUUGGUUGGUCAAAGUGGGUCCGGGAAAUCUACCAUAAUUGGGUUGAUCAAGCGUUUUUAUGACCCGAUGAAAGGCACUGUAAAAUUCGAUGGAAGAGAUAUAAGAUCGUACCAUUUAAGAACUUUAAGGAACUAUCUUGCACUCGUGAGCCAAGAGCCAGUGUUAUUCGCCGGUUCUAUACGUGAAAACAUCAUAUACGGUGCAUCUAAUGAAGUUAGUGAAUCAGAGAUUGUCGAGGCUGCUAAAGCAGCCAAUGCACAUGACUUUAUUACUGUUUUGAAAGACGGGUAUGAUACGUGGUGUGGUGAUCGAGGGGAACAACUCUCCGGAGGACAAAAACAACGCAUUGCUAUAGCUCGUGCCGUGCUGAAAAACCCCAAGGUUUUGUUACUAGACGAGGCAACUAGCGCGCUAGAUAGUCAGUCAGAGAAAUUAGUCCAAGAGGCCCUAGAACGAAUGAUGGUUGGGAGGACUAGCGUCGUGGUGGCGCACCGGUUGAGUAGCAUACAAAGCUGUGACAUGAUUGCGGUCUUGGAGAGAGGAAAGGUGGUUGAGAAAGGGAACCAUGAUUCGUUGUUAGCGAAAGGAUCGGUUGGAGCUUACUACUCCUUGGUUAGUCUUCAAAAGCCGGAUCGAUUCACUUGAGGUAGAGAUUUUAACUUGGAACAAUUACAAAAGCCGAAAUUUCAGUAACUCAUUUUGUAACAUUUCAACAUGAAAUAUAUGUGUUACAAGAAUUU
Helianthus annuus (common sunflower) is the source of this 3651-nucleotide messenger RNA. RefSeq names its product ABC transporter B family member 15. Gene Ontology annotation, cellular component: membrane. Gene Ontology annotation, molecular function: ABC-type transporter activity; ATP hydrolysis activity; ATP binding. Bases 101 to 3556 code for a protein of 1151 amino acids. Gene Ontology annotation, biological process: transmembrane transport. Lineage: Eukaryota; Viridiplantae; Streptophyta; Magnoliopsida; Asterales; Asteraceae. The transcript is spliced from 5 exons. The record is from RefSeq and is a predicted model, not a curated record.